AUCUUCAGAGGGGUCUUGUGAGUUAAUCAAACAGGAAAGUCAGAAUUUUUCUCUGUGAGCCAUAAAAAUUAUAAUGAUGUCCUGUGACCCAGGGGGUACUUCUCUCAUUUUUUCCAUUCAGAAUAAUCAGAUAGGUCCUCCUAAUAUCAGGUAAGGAGCUUGAAAUAAAUGUUACAAAUUCUGUUCCUAUUGGCAAAGAUGUUGCAAGUUUAACAGUAAACAAAUAAAGAUAAAUAAAUAAACAAACAAACAACCGAAUCAUUUAGGGUUUCUUUUAAAGUAAUAAUGAACCAAUUAAAGGUUUUCUGGUUUAAGAGAGCAAAAAUUCACCCUGGUUUACAAAUUGUAGCCAGGUAGACCUUUUUCUAAAGUUUCUAGUUCAUGCAGUGUCUCCCAUAUAAAUAUUAGCAUUAUUAUAGAUUGAGGAUAUUGAGAGUGACUGCAGCCUCCUCAGGUUGCACUGACCAGUUUGUGGUCUAUUAGUAAUGAUGGGACAGGGCUUUCAGACUGAACAGACUUCUUCAAAGACUAAAGAGACGAGAUUUCCCUGUAAGAAUGAAAUCCACCCACUCCAGAUCUCCCCAUUGGUCGCUGAUUGCCUGGAUGGAAUGGACAUGCUGAAGGGGAUGGUGCAUCUGUAAUCAGAGUGUCCUAUAGGAGUCUUUAGCGACCUUUUAGUGACCUCUUCUUCUACAGGAGGAUGCUGCUGUCACUUUAAAAAUGUCCUGAGAGAGAAGCCAGUGUCUGUGCUGGGAGAUAGCUGUGGACCCCUCUCCUCCUCUUUCUGGAUGGCCGCUCUCAUCCUCUUUAUAGAGACACUUCAGCAGUCACAUAGAGAACUUCACAGUUAACAUUGAAGACUUGGGAAGGGGAUGGUUCCCGGGAGGAUCUCACUCUGAAGAAAGGGAACAAGGGGGAUCUGCAGCCUUGGAGCUCCAUCCUGGGACAUAUUUGCAGGAAGACUCAUCAUUCCAGGACACUGAGGUUAGCAGGAUCUCCUUGCCUUCUGCUGGAAGACUUCCAGGCAUAUAGGAGAGAGCUGCUGUCACUUGGUGUGCCGUUGGACAUGGCAUUCUAGAGGGGACAUCCCAGGACAAGAGGGAUCUUCCAGCACCAGAGCAGACAGAAGGCAUCAGCCAGACUUCCAGGACUGGAGCUGUGAACACCCAGCAGCCUUGCAGCAGCUCCCUCCAGACACACAGUGGGGGUUAGGACUCUCCAGCAGGGACUGUGCUGAUUGCUGGUGUCUGGCUGAUAAGAGCAAAGAAAGUGAGAGAAAAGGGAGGCGUCCUGAGCAGGGAUCCUGGUGCUGACACUUGGCUGUAAUGGUGGUGCUGCUCUAGGCUGGGAUCUGCUGGCUUCCUUCUCCUCAGGUAAGUGAGCACUCCUCUGGCACUGGCUGUGAGGUGGAGGCUCAGCUCUUGGCUGUGCUCUGCACUUGUGGUUACACUUGGAGUUCCCCUGUGAAGUCGCAGGCGCUGUGUGCGCCUAGGUGUGCACUGCGCCUAUAUUUAUUACAGCGCUGGCAUCUCAUUCACCAUGCACUCCUUACCAAGUAAACACUGCUCCUCUCCUUAGACAUUUCCUUCAUACCAGUCAGGCCACUUUCUCAGCAUGAGGCCAUUCAUCCAGGGUAUUAGCAGUAAAUCCUCCAGGUGAUGUGAUAGUCCCCGGGAGACAGGAGGAAGAUCAGGUGCAGCAGAGAGAUCACAAGUUUUUACACGCUGCUACUUCCCAGACAGAGAGGACACUGGUCAGACACUGAGAUCUUGGAUGAACAUUGUAAUGUGAGAUUCUGCAUUGAUGCCAGUCAACCAGAUGUAGGCAACUGGCUGAAAUUUAUCAGAUUUGCUGGAUAUUACCAUCAGCACAAUUUGGUGCCAUAUCAGCUAAAUGACCAGAUAUUCUACAGAGUUGUAGCUGACAUUGAGCCAGGCGAAGAGCUCUUAUUGUUCAUGAAGAGUGAAGAUUAUACUCAUGCGACAAUGGCUCCUGACAUCCAUGAGGAGUGUCAGUAUCGCUGUGAGGAGUGCGAUCAGUUGUUUGAGUCCAAUGAUGAAUUGAGCGACCACCAGAAGUUUCCCUGUGGCACACCCCACUCUGCGUUUUCAAUGGUUGAGAGCAACUUUCAGCAGAAUCUCGAUGACGACAGUGACCUCAUUGAGAUGCAACACUCUCAAGAGUGUAAAGAAUGUGAUCAGGUGUUUCCAGACAUACAAAGCCUGGACAAGCACUUACAGUCGCACACAGAGGAGAGAGAAUAUAAAUGUGAUCAGUGCCCUAAAGCCUUUAACUGGAAGUCCAACUUAAUCCGCCAUCAAAUGUCACAUGAUACUGGAAAGCACUACGAGUGUGAGAACUGCUCCAAGCAGGUUUUCACGGAUCCUAGCAACCUCCAAAGGCACAUUCGUUCCCAGCAUGUAGGUGCUCGAGCCCACGCUUGUUCUGAGUGUGGCAAAACAUUUGCAACCUCAUCAGGUCUUAAGCAACACAAGCACAUUCACAGCAGUGUCAAGCCCUUUGUAUGUGAAGUUUGCCAUAAGUCUUACACUCAGUUUUCAAACCUCUGUCGACAUAAGCGCAUGCAUGCAGACUGCAGGACUCAGAUUAAAUGCAAAGACUGUGGACAAAUGUUCAGCACUACAUCAUCACUAAAUAAGCACAGGAGAUUUUGUGAGGGGAAGAAUCACUUUGCUGCUAGUGGAUUAUUUGGUCAAGGAAUUUCACUUCCUGGGACUCCCUCUUUGGACAAAGUUUCAAUGAUCAACAUGAAUCAUGCAAGUGCAGGACUUGCAGACUACUUUGGUGCUAGCCGGCAUGCUGCUGGUCUUACUUUUCCAACAGCCCCUGGGUUCUCUUUUAGUUUUCCAGGUCUGUUUCCUUCAAGCCUAUAUAGACCUCCAUUAAUGCCUGCCAGUUCUCCUGUGAAAGGACUUCCAAGUAUUGAACAGGCAAAUAAGGGCCCCCAUAUGAAUCGACCACAAAUCCUACCAGCAACACAGGACAUUUUGAAAGCACUGAAUAAGCACCCAUCUAUGGGUGAAAAUAAAAUCAUGGAUUUUAUAGGAGAAAAUAAUUCUGUUGAAAGGCUUCAUGACAAAAUGAGUGACCAGUCGGAGAGCAGUGACCUGGAUGAUGUCAGCACACCAAGUGGUAGUGACUUAGAGACAACUUCUGGUUCUGAUCUCGAAAGUGACAUUGAGAGCGAUAAAGAAAAAUUGAAGGAAAAUGGUAAAAUAUAUAAAGACAAAGUUAGCCCAUUGCAAAAUCUAUCUGCAUUGAACAGUAAACGAGAAUUUAACAAUCACUCUGUUUUCUCACCAUGCUUGGAGGAACAGACAGCUGUUUCAGGGGCUGUUAAUGAUUCCAUAAAGGCAAUUGCCUCCAUUGCUGAGAAGUACUUUGGUUCAACGGGACUAGUUGGUCUGCCAGCCAAAAAAGGUGGAUCUUUACCCUACCCAUCUAUGUUUCCCCUUCCUUUUUUCCCAGCAUUUUCUCAAUCCAUGUACCCAUUUCCCGAUAGAGAUGUAAGACCUGCUAUUCCAAAAGUUGAACCAGAGUCGCCAAAAGAAAUAAAGAAAACUCCAAAGGGGAAUGUAGAAUCUCCUUUUGAUCUUACCACAAAGCGUAAGGAAGAAAAAGUAUCAAAUGUGCCAUCAAAGCCACUGACUCCAGCAUCUUCUGGUCCUGAUCAACCUUUAGACUUAAGUAUGGGUAGCAGAAGUCGAGCUGGUCCAACAAAACAGGCUGAGCAGCCCAGAAAGAACCAUAUAUUUGGAGACAAAAAAGAUAUUGAAGUCGAACAAAUGAAACCAUCUGAACACUGUUUGCAGCAUGCAAGGCCUGCACCUUUCUUCAUGGACCCCAUUUACAGAAUGACUGAUGAUAACCUGAAUAUCGACAAUUUCAGGGUCGAAAAGAGAAAGCUAAUGGAUCCACUUGAGGUUCUCAAAGACAAAUAUUUAAGACCUGCACCUGGAUUCUUAUUUCAUCCACAGUUCCCAUUGCCUGAUCAGAGAACCUGGAUGUCGGCAAUAGAAAAUAUGGCUGAAAAGUUGGAAAGCUUCAAUGCCCUUAAACCGGAGUCCAGUGAGCUGAUACAGUCAGUUCCUUCCAUGUUCAAUUUUCGAACAUCACCAGCUGCCCUGCCAGAAAAUAUUCUUCGAAAAGGCAAAGAACGAUAUACCUGCAGGUACUGUGGAAAAAUCUUCCCCAGAUCUGCAAACUUAACUCGUCAUCUGCGGACCCACACAGGAGAGCAGCCUUAUCGAUGCAAAUACUGUGACCGAUCCUUCAGUAUCUCUUCAAAUCUCCAGAGACAUGUCCGCAACAUUCAUAACAAAGAAAAACCAUUUAAAUGUCAUCUUUGCGAUAGAUGUUUUGGUCAGCAAACCAACCUGGAUAGACAUUUAAAGAAGCAUGAGAAUGGCAACAUAUCUGGUACAGCUGCAUCAUCCCCUCACUCAGAGUCUGAAGGCACUGGUGCCGUUUUGGAUGACAAAGAGGAUUCCUAUUUCACUGAAAUAAGAAAUUUUAUUGGGAACAGCAGUCAUACCAAGCAUUCACCCUUAAACCAAGAAGAGAGAAUGAAUGGUGCCCAGGACAAAAUUAUGCUGACUGGUCGGAAUUCUGAUAUCCUGGAUGAUGAUGAGAUUGAAGAUGAUACUAUCCUGGAUGAAGAUGAUGAAGAAAGUGAUAUUGCAGGGAAAUCGAUGAAGGAACCCAACUCAAGCCUACUUGAAAAUUGCAAUGACAAUGAUUUUGAAGAAGCAAGUAAAGCUGAAUUACACUGUAAAGUCUCGCCCAGCAGGUAUGAUGAUGAUGAUGAAGAUUUCAAAACUGGUCUAUCUGCUUUGGAUCACAUAAGGCACUUCACGGACAGUCUUAAGAUGAGGAAAAUAGAUGAGACUCAAUACAGUCAUGAUGAUCUCUCUACUUUCACAUCCUCACAUUUGGCAGAAGACUUAAAACAGCCAAUUUAUAAGAAGGGCAAAUCCCAGGCAUAUACAAUGAUGCUGUCCCUGUCUGACCAGGAACCAAUCCAUGCAACAGGCCACAAUUCCACCAGCAUGUGGCACAAUAUGGCAAGGGCAGCUGCUGAAUCUGCUGCUCUCCACUCAGUCAGUCAUGUAUGACAUUUUGCGGGUACCUCCAUGGGACCAAGUCCAACACUUCGCAUGGCUCUUCUAGAUGUGAUUUUUUUUUUUUUAGGAAACAAAAUAGAGAAAAGACUGAAGAGCAGGAUGCCUUAUUACCUGCAGGGUCAUCUCAAAUCCCGGUGACCUUAAAUUGAGUAAUUUAAGUAAAAAAAACUAUUUAUUCUCAUUGUUUUGUUUUGCACAGCAAAGGCAGCUGCUGAUUUCCUGAGCAAAAAAAGACAAAAUAUCAAAACUUUGGACUUUGGUGGACGAUGAGUCUUCCAGCUCAUUUUGUGUUAUCUUGACACAUAUACAAGCACUCAAAAAAAGGAGAAAAAAAAAACAGAAUAAUUUUUUAUACACACUGAUUUACUACAAGUGUGGCAGAAAGAGUUGCUUCAUUAUAGACAUUUUCUAUAACAUGAGCUUCAUGUAUUUAAACACUUUGGAAACAGAAGUAGUUAUUUACAAAUGUACAUUAUCACUUAAUGUAGAAAAUAACAGGGAAUCAUUUGUUCUUUCCUUAAAUGUGUCUUAAUUGUUUUUUGGGGAAAAGCAAUUAUAUGUAUAUUCCGAAUUUUGCAAUGUCCAGUACUCAAAGAGAAGAUCAAUAUAGGCCAAUUUCAUUGCUGAUACCACUAAUAUAUCUCACAGUUCAAUGUUUGCCAAAUCAAUGUGUUGACGUUUUAAUUUUAGACAAUCAUGUCAGUGUUUUGACUUUUUUUGCUUGUAUACUUGUAUUUAUUUCAUUUUUUUUAUUGUUGGCUCCAGAUAGCACUGUUACAUUUCUUAUUUUGUCAAAGGCACUCAUGCAUUUCAAUAUUGUCUGGAUACAGAUUUAUGUAUGUGUGUGGAGAUUUUUUGUGUUUUGGAUUUUCUAACACAAUACUUCUUCAAGGUGAAACUAGAUUCAGUUCUUAUUUUUUUUUUUUCCACUUGUACAAAUUCUUUUAAUUUCUUUCAUGAAAGCAUGAUUCUCCUGAUUAAAAUUGUAUUUGUUAUUUUAUGCUGUUUGUCUGUAAGCUUGUGUGUUACGUUCUUGUUAAUCCUGUUUUGUAAAAGGAAGUGUUCCAAUCCUGUUUUAAAAAAAAGUGUAACUUUUUUUCCCUUUUUGAGGGACCGAAUUUUUUUUUUCAAUUUUUUUUCCAAUUUUUUUUUUAUAAUCUCAUUUUGAAUAAUUGAGGUACUUUCUUUAAUUGUUUUGUAUAAUUGUAAUUGUUACACAUUCAAUACAUUAUUUUGGGAGGAGUGAAUACAUGAAAAUAAAGAACUACAAUGUUGGAAGGUCAGUC
Molecule: messenger RNA, 6430 nt
Organism: Bufo bufo (common toad)
Lineage: Eukaryota; Metazoa; Chordata; Amphibia; Anura; Bufonidae
Gene: MECOM
Product: MDS1 and EVI1 complex locus
Exons: 16
Coding region: 1956-5135 (1059 amino acids)
Biological process (GO): regulation of transcription by RNA polymerase II
Cellular component (GO): nucleus
Molecular function (GO): RNA polymerase II cis-regulatory region sequence-specific DNA binding; DNA-binding transcription activator activity, RNA polymerase II-specific; protein binding
Source: RefSeq, a predicted model, not a curated record